CCCCCUCAACUCUCGAGGUCAAGGGGCUAGCCGAAUCUCGAUUAGUGACUAGUAGGUUUAGAUUAAGCAAUCAAUGAGGACGACCGUGGCGCCGAGCGAGACUCUGGACUCGUCCAAUACGAUGGGGCCAGUGGUCAUCACGGUGAAAUGAGAUUUCUACUGCGGAGAUGCCUUCAGGGACUGGGCGAGGAGACGGCGGGAAAAGCACAUGGAGAGAGUGCUGCUCAUCGGUUGUUGUUGUUGUUAGGCUACGUCAGAAGUUGCACGCAAAUACAUGCGCGGGGGGAAUCAAUCGGUCGAAGUGCAACAAGCUCAAAAGAAGAUCCUAAACAAGCAAGGGUUUCACGAGGAAUCGGGACGGAGGCUUUAACCCUCGCCCAGCCCGUUGCCCUCGAGCACCAGGCGCUAUGGUCAAGACCAGCGGCAUUAGUAUUGGGAUUUUUUGAUCGACUCCAGUCGGCAAAAGUCAGUCGGGUUGCUAACCGCAUACUUCUCAGAAUGGGGUUACAACCUCCUUGGUGGAAGAAUCACUUCCGAGCAAAAAUAGGACACACUAUCCAUUCUUUAGUUUUUGGCUCAUUGGACUUGACUCGGUUCACUACUAGGCUACUCAGGCUAUUGAGUAUUGGCAUUGACUACCAACGACUACCAACAAGCCUUUUGCCGAAGCAAGACAACAACAAUAACCACCUGAACAACAAGCACAAUGGAAGAAGGCCAAACUUCACAGCAGCGAGACAGGGGCAAUGAGCCGACCCACUGUGCUGGCCACUGGGAUUCCGUGAAGGGGAGCACAGCGGGGAAGCG
Aspergillus aculeatinus CBS 121060 is the source of this 807-nucleotide messenger RNA. RefSeq lists its product as uncharacterized. The transcript has a single exon. Lineage: Eukaryota; Fungi; Ascomycota; Eurotiomycetes; Eurotiales; Aspergillaceae. The record is from RefSeq and is a predicted model, not a curated record. The coding region runs from base 148 to 750 and encodes 200 amino acids.